UUGAAACUCCAUGCAAAGAAUAUACGUAAGCGUGUGAUGUGGAGUUGAAUGCUUCCACUAGCCAUUGCGGCCAAAUCAGCGAUAUUCUAAAGAGACUCUACAGUAGUACUUCACACUCAGGAACUCAAUGUGGCCAACGGUUUGCACCUGGAGUAACUGCACUCGGAUUGUCCCCUUCAUUGUCAGAUUACCUCCCCUUGUCUCUGCCAGGCCAAGUAGGGCAAUACGACAGCUAUCAGCAAUGGCUACAGAGUACAGCACCCUUGCUCAGCCCAAGCCAAUGGUAGGAGUGUGCCAGUUCACUGCCAGAGCAGAUAAAGAGGAGAAUUUCAAAACAUGUGUUUCAUUGAUCAAGAGAGCCAAAGCUAAAGGUGCACAGAUGGUGUUCCUGCCAGAGGCGUGUGAUUUCAUUGGCGAGUCACGUGACCAGUCGAUGAAGAUGGCAGAGCCCCUGGAUGGUGACCUAAUGUCCAGAUACAGACAGAUGGCUGUCGAUACCCAAGUGUGGCUGUCUAUUGGGGGAUUCCAUCAGCAGGGUCCUAACAAUGAGAACCGUGUGCGGAACACCCAUGUCGUUAUAUCAAGUGAUGGACAAAUAAAGGCCACCUACGACAAGAGUCAUCUGUUUGACCUUGACAUCAAGGACAAAGUGCGUCUAUGUGAGAGCGACUAUACGGUGCCAGGCAGCGAGAUCGUGCCGCCAGUCGACACACCCGUAGGACGACUAGGACUGGCUACUUGUUAUGACCUGCGGUUCCCUGAGAUGUCUAUAGCCUUGACCCAGCAGGGGUCUCAGAUCUUGUCCUACCCCUCCGCCUUCACACAGACCACAGGCAUGGCGCACUGGGAGGUGUUGUUGAGAAGCCGUGCAAUUGAGAACCAGUGCUACGUGGUUGCCGCUGCCCAGACUGGCAGACACAAUGCCAAGAGGACAUCAUAUGGUCAUGCUAUGAUAGUAGACCCGUGGGGCCAGGUCGUCAGUGCGUGCAGUGAUGGAGUGGACGUCUGUGUGGCGGAGGUAGACACGGACUAUGUGGACAAAGUGAGGGAGCAGAUGCCGGUGUGGCAACACCGUCGACACGACCUGUAUGGGCAUAUACACACAGCAGCCAAAUGCAAAGCUGAUGACAGUCCAGAGUACGAAUUUGGCCAGUACAGCAUCAAGUCUGGCAAUGUAUUUUACAGAUCAGCUCUGUCAUACGGGUUUGUGAACAUCAAGCCACUUCUGCCAGGCCAUGUGCUGGUAUCACCGUUGAGACCUGCAGAGAGAUUCUCAGACCUGACGGCUCCCGAGGUGGCCGACCUUUUCUCUGCUGUACAGGCCAUCACACGGGUCAUUGAGAAACACUACAAAGCCACGUCAGCCACAGUCGCCAUUCAAGAUGGCCCUGAAGCAGGUCAAACGGUCAAGCAUGUGCAUGUGCAUAUUCUGCCCCGGAAGAAGGGAGACUUUGAGAAGAAUGACGACAUCUACAGCAAGUUGGAGGAGCAUGACCAAGAAAUUGGCUCCGACAGAACACUUAGGACAGAGGAGGAGAUGGCAGCAGAGGCACUCACUCUCCGACCAUACUUCACAUAGUGUUGACAGACCCUCCAGGUCUCCCUCCUUGCGCCUCCUUCAC
Molecule: messenger RNA, 1622 nt
Organism: Haliotis rufescens (red abalone)
Lineage: Eukaryota; Metazoa; Mollusca; Gastropoda; Lepetellida; Haliotidae
Product: nitrilase and fragile histidine triad fusion protein NitFhit-like
Exons: 11
Coding region: 128-1579 (483 amino acids)
Molecular function (GO): hydrolase activity, acting on carbon-nitrogen (but not peptide) bonds, in linear amides
Source: RefSeq, a predicted model, not a curated record